AUUUCCAGAUGACAGCACAUCCAUUUCAAAACAGGAACCUGCACUUGAGGACAUGAGAUGAAAGAAACACCAAGUUCCCAACUCUACCAAUGUUCACUCAUCUACCACUUGCUGAAAAAGACGGUGUCGGUACACCCACGAAUCUUUACUUCGCACCAGCAAGGCGGACUGCAGAGAAAGCAAUGCUCCCAAUAAUAAGAUGGCGGCUCCACGGCUGUUCCUGCUCACAACCCUACCCCUCCCGACGCUUUCAAGAUGGCGGAAGCAAUUCCUGACGGGCGUGGGCGUUACACCCCCUUUCAAGUGGGCGAGCGCCCCCUGUUGUUAAAGUGCAGACUGCUCACGUGGUAUACGCGUACCGUUCUAAGAUGGCGGCGCCCAUGUGGAGAGGGAUGAGGCAGCAAGGGUGUCUUUUGCGCGGCUUUGGGCAUCGUUUUGUGGAAGCAGUGCCUCGGAAAGAGAUCAGUUUCAAACUAGAUGAGAGAACAACCCAUAGCUCCUUGGAUUUGUGCAGAAAGGACACUGGUGUUAUCUACCGCAUGCUUGGGAUUGACCCCACCAAAGCCCCCCAGAACCCCGAACGCUUCAGAGAUUGGGCUGUGGUACUGGCUGACAGCGCAGUGUCCAGUGGCUGCCAUUACUGGGAAGUGACCGUCAAACGAUCGCAGCAGUUCCGCAUUGGGGUAGCAGAUGUGGAUGUUUCCCGGGAAGUCUGCAUUGGAAUGGAUGACCGUUCCUGGGUCUUUGCCUAUGCGAAUCGGCGCUGGAAUGCCAUGUUUGCCAAUGAAAUGACUCCCAUCCAUAACAUUGGCAAGCCAGAAAGAGUAGGUCUGUUCUUGGACUAUGAAGGCAAGAAACUUAGCUUGGUGGAUAUUAGUAAAUAUGUGUUUAUCUAUAGCAUGCCUGCUGAUUUCCAAGGCCCUGUGGUGCCUGCCUUUGCCCUCUGGGAUGGGGAACUGCUAACUCAUUCAGGGCUUAAUAUACCUGAGCAGCUCAACCGAAACUAAAGCCUCAAGCCCAACGUUGGAUGUUUGGAUGAAUUCUUUACCUGAGAGACUAGAAUCUUCAGAAAGCUAUGUAACAAAGGGGAAACUGUCUGUCAAGCCAGAGGAUUUCGUUCUGCUUUCCUCAUAUGAAGAGGUCUCAAUUCUCUCCCGAAAGCCAUCCCAGUUUAGAAUGAAAUCCCGCUUUAGAAUUUUACCCAAAGCAGUCAGUGACAGGACCACGUUCUAACUGCACUUCCUUUGUUUCCUGCUGAGAUUAAUGUCUAAAUCAGAAUAGCUGAGGCUUGGAAGCAGUUCUUUGGUUUAUCUCUACAGAAAAAUAUGCUAAAGGGGUUAAAUCUUGGUUGGGAGUCAGCAGAAGGAGAGAUUUGCUCCUUUUUUUGGAGUAGCAAAUGUGUUUUUGACAGCUGUUUUAUGCCUCUGAUCACCUAUAUCCUUUUCUUUCCUCAUCCUGAGGGUGGGGGAGCUGUGGCUGUUGAUACGUUGUUGGACUUCAGUUUCCCUCAGUCCUAAUCAGUGGUCAUAAAUCCUGGGUAUUGUAGUCCAGGGACAGCUAGAAGGCCACAGGUUCCCCAUUCCUGUUCUUUCCCUGUCCUUCAGUUUCAUAAACAGACCCCUCUUCUCAUCAGAAGUACCUCUUGGCACUUUCAAGGCAGGAAACCUCCAAUUGAGGAAGAGAGCAUUGCCCUCUGCUGGCCUAGGUGGAGGACAGGCAUGGCUUUGUCAAAGCAGCUGCCCUCUCCAUGACAUGCCCAGUGGAGAUCUCGCCCUCUCCUGUGCUCACAAACAUUGCUGCACUUGUCAAGUGUUAUAGGAAUUGCUUUAUCAUCACACAGCUCAAGAACGCCAUCUCCUUCUACUAUAUCUGAGCUUAGGAAGCCUGUAUGUGUACAGUAUCAUAAAGGGCAGCAGUAAUGGAAUACAUCCAGGUUAGGUCUGUUGAUAUGUAACUCCAACCUGGGAUAUUUUGUGUUAAGAGAGUUGGCACAUAAAAGGGCACAGUUUGCAAAAGCCAUGCUAGUUAGAGGCCUUAUGAGAUCUUGUACACCAAAAAGUGCUUGUUAUUCUCAAGAGAGGUUUUAUUUUGCAAAAAUAUAAUCAAGAUGAAUAAUUUUUUAAUCUAGAAAGGAAAGUUCCAUAUGCAGCUCUCUGAAACUAUCAAAAUCAAUAAAGGUGAACUUAUGUAAAAUAA
Messenger RNA from Pogona vitticeps (central bearded dragon), 2196 nucleotides. Lineage: Eukaryota; Metazoa; Chordata; Lepidosauria; Squamata; Agamidae. The record is from RefSeq and is a predicted model, not a curated record.